AUGUGUCAGGUCAUCUGGGCUACAAGUAGAAAACAUCGAGAUGACGCCAAACGCUUUCCCUGCAAGUACUGCAAAAAGUAUAGGGGAUCCAAUGGUUUCAAGCGUAGAGAUCAUCUCGUGCAACACGUCCGGAACUAUCAUCAUAUUGGCGAGGAUUCCCGGGGUCAUUACGAUGCAUACGCUCUUUGGUGCCCAAGUAUAGGGUGUUCCGAUCACGCGGAUUCCCCUAACAACGUUGGAAAGAGGCAAGCAUUCCAUAACUCGACACAAUACAUCAAGCACCUCCGUACUGUCCACGACCAGUCCGACCUCCCUUGCCCACAACCUGGCUGUGACCGCGUAAAUAGCAAGGGUUACUUUCGCCCGGCCGAUCUUCGCAACCAUCUUCGCAAGGUUCACGGCACAGAUGGUUCUUUGGGAGGCGAUAGAAUCUAGGCCACCCUCAGAAGCCCCACAACAUACAACACCCUGAAAAGGAUCAAACCCUUGCUCAAGACACAGCAGCAUCUCUUCCAACUCACAUACUCUCCAUGUCGCUACGACACUACGCAGUCCAUAAACACGAGUAAGACAAAAGAAAAGAGAUGACGCACGUCAUUGUCCCACGAGCAACCCCAACGGGAACAAUUAGAACGGCGUUGGAGUUUUGCUUUUUCAAAUUUCCUACAACACACCAAUACCCAAAACGCCCCAAAAAAAAUGGAAAGAACAGAGGAAAAUCCAACAACACAGUAACGACCAUGAGUCUUUUUUAUAUUCUUUCAUUUUGGCAAAGAGUCUUGUUUCGCGUCUACUUUUGUAUAUUUGUUUUUGCGUCUCCUUACAUAGAAUAACCAACUAUCGUCACUCGUUA
Messenger RNA from Bipolaris maydis ATCC 48331, 853 nucleotides. NCBI's taxonomy places the organism in Eukaryota, Fungi, Ascomycota, Dothideomycetes, Pleosporales, Pleosporaceae. The record is from RefSeq and is a predicted model, not a curated record.